AUGCUGCAAGAUUCCGACGCAUAUUUUGCCGAAAAUGAAAUAUACCAGACCUGCGACGUUCUCUCAGAAAAAGGCCGACUUGCACAAUCUCAGGGGCCGUAUAUCUGGGUACAUCCAUAUGCUCCACCUUUCCCAAUGCUUAGAGAAGUAAAACCCAAAAACCCGCGCACUGCGCGUAUUCUCAAGGCGCGGGAACCUCAACUCAUCGAGCCAGUCAAGCGCACCCAACUACUACACGGGCCCAAAUGCCCCAUACCCUUGAACACCGUCCUCAAAACAUUCCAUGCCCUCACGAAACCGCACUCAGUCCUCUUUGCUAAGAAAAACGAAAACAUCCAUCCCUUCGAGAAUGCCGAAGGAAUUGAGUUCCUUGCUGGGAAAAACGAAUGCGGCAUCGUUGUCUUCGGAAGCAGCAGUAAGAAACGGCCUAACUGCGUAACGCUAGUACGUAUUUAUAAUUCCAAGGUGCUAGAUAUGUGUGAGAUGCUGUUGCUCGCCGGUCAAGGGCAUCAAGGGAAUGAAAUGGGAAAGGAGGAGAUGAAGAGCAUGAAGUUGAAUAUUGGGGUUGGCAUGAAGCCGAUGAUGCUAUUUGCUGGCAGUGCUUGGGAGGACGCUACAUCGCCUGUUUAUGCGAUGCUGAAGAGUAUAUUUUUGGAUAUGUUUAAAGGGGAGGAGACAGAUAAGAUUGAUGUGGAAGGCUUGCAAUAUCUGCUCUCGAUUGUGGCGGAGGAGCCUGUGGAAGGAUCCCAGCCUGUUAUUCAUUUGAGGUGGUAUAAGAUUCGGACAAAAAAAAGUGGGCAAAAGCUUCCGCGUGUGGAGCUGGAUGAAGUUGGGCCGAAAUUUGAUUUUAGAAUUGGAAGGAUGCGAGAGGCGGAUCAGGACGUCAUGAAGGAGGCUAUGAAACAAGGAAAGAGGCCGAAUGAGGAGGCGAAGACGAAAAAGAAUAUCGGUAUGGAUGCUAUUGGUGAUAAGAUUGGCCGGGUUCAUCUUGGUCGCCAAGAUAUUACUGGUUUGCAAACGAGGAAGAUGAAAGGGCUGAAACGGAGAGCUGGUGUUGUUGCUGUUGAUGGUGAUGGUGAUGGUGAUGUGGACCUUAUGGAUGUGGAUGAGAUGACUGAUGACGAUAAUAGAAAAAAAGUGAAGGUGGGUUAA
Messenger RNA from Histoplasma mississippiense, 1152 nucleotides. RefSeq lists its product as hypothetical. Gene Ontology annotation, cellular component: nucleolus. The coding region runs from base 1 to 1152 and encodes 383 amino acids. NCBI's taxonomy places the organism in Eukaryota, Fungi, Ascomycota, Eurotiomycetes, Onygenales, Ajellomycetaceae. Gene Ontology annotation, molecular function: rRNA binding. The transcript is spliced from 3 exons. Gene Ontology annotation, biological process: maturation of LSU-rRNA from tricistronic rRNA transcript (SSU-rRNA, 5.8S rRNA, LSU-rRNA); ribosomal large subunit assembly. The record is from RefSeq and is a predicted model, not a curated record.